Triplophysa dalaica is the source of this 867-nucleotide messenger RNA. RefSeq names its product fatty acid binding protein 3, muscle and heart (gene fabp3). The transcript has 6 exons. Bases 236 to 637 code for a protein of 133 amino acids. Gene Ontology annotation, biological process: fatty acid transport. NCBI's taxonomy places the organism in Eukaryota, Metazoa, Chordata, Actinopteri, Cypriniformes, Nemacheilidae. The record is from RefSeq and is a predicted model, not a curated record. Gene Ontology annotation, cellular component: nucleus; cytosol. Gene Ontology annotation, molecular function: fatty acid binding.
GAUGACUGGGGGUAUUUAAAGAGCUGUGCGACGCGCAUGCGUAGCAGCGUUGUGUAGCGGAACGCUUCUUAAGAUAAAGCUAUCGAAAAGUUUGUGUUGCUCGAUUUCAAACAAAGGUGAAACCCUGGGGGGUGGAGGAAUGACCUUAACCAAAUGAAAUAACUUGAUGGACUAGUUUGGGCAAAACAGCUGUCAGUCUAGCUUGCCUGCUUGACUGUUUCUGCAGUCUUUCAAGAUGGUCGAGGCUUUCGUUGGCACAUGGAACUUAAAGGACAGCAAGAAUUUCGAUGAGUACAUGAAAGCCAUCGGCGUGGGCUUUGCCACACGUCAGGUUGGCAGUAUGACCAAACCCACGACAAUUAUUUCCAUGGACGCCGACAUCAUUACGCUUAAGACCGUCAGCACUUUCAAAUCCACAGAAAUCAAUUUCAAACUGGGAGUGGAGUUCGAUGAGACCACUGCAGAUGACCGUAAAGUCAAGUCAAAACUAACACUGGAUGGGGAGAAGUUGGUUCAUGUUCAGAAAUGGGAAGAUAAAGAGACAACCCUGGUCCGUGAAAUCAGUGGCAACAAUCUCACAUUGACACUGACAAUGGGCGACAUCGUCUCCACUCGACACUAUGUGAAGGGAGAAUAAAGGGAAACUUCUGUUACAACCUGUCCUCUAUCCCUGACAGCAUAUUGUCAACAGUUAUGUACAUUUCCAACGGUUUUCGUCCCUUUCUUUUGCACCGUUCCUGAAAGAAUAAAAUUCCAACUUCGUACCUCCAGAUGUCUUAAUGGUUGCUUUUCUUGGGUGUGUGAUAUGCCACUACAGUGUUAACAUCUACAUCUUUGUUCUGCAAUAAAUGUGACAUUUGCUCCAAA